Molecule: messenger RNA, 963 nt
Organism: Cheilinus undulatus (humphead wrasse)
Lineage: Eukaryota; Metazoa; Chordata; Actinopteri; Labriformes; Labridae
Product: olfactory receptor 52K1-like
Exons: 1
Coding region: 1-963 (320 amino acids)
Biological process (GO): G protein-coupled receptor signaling pathway
Cellular component (GO): membrane
Molecular function (GO): G protein-coupled receptor activity; olfactory receptor activity
Source: RefSeq, a predicted model, not a curated record
AUGGGCAACACGAGCGUGCUGACAUUCACAAUGACAGCGUACACUGUCAUGGAAAACUACAAACACGGGCUGUUCACUCUAUUCCUCCUGCUCUAUCUGAUCACUCUCGCUUUAAACACUCUCUUCAUUGCUGUCGUACACCAGAACAAAGAGCUGCAUCAGCCCAUGAAUGUCUUCUCCUGUAUGUUAUCCAUCAAUGAGAUGUACGGCACCACAGCUCUGUUACCUGCUGUUAUGGCCGUGCUCUUAUCAAAAACUUAUGAAGUCAGCGUGAAGUGGUGCAUGGCUCAGGUGUACUUUCUGCACACAUACGCCUCUGCUGAGUUUUUUAUAUUAGCUGUAAUGGGAUAUGACCGUUAUGUUGCCAUCUGCUACCCUCUGCAUUACCACAGCAUCAUGUCUUAUUCAAAGAUGAGCAAGCUUGUUGCAUUAGCCAGUCUUUACCCACUGAUUCUGUUUGCACUUUAUUACUCUCUGACCUUACAGCUGAGCUUCUGUGGGAAAUUAGUGCCUAAGUUAUACUGCGUGAACAUGGAGCUGGUGAAGAACUCAUGCACUACUGUGCCUUACAUAAGCAUAGUGGGGCUCAUACUGAUUCUGGUCUUUGUCGUGCCACAGGUCCUGAUGAUUGUUUUUUCUUACAUUCAGAUUGCAAGAGUGUGCAGGAAGCUGUUGAGAGAAUCUCAAGGAAGUGCGCUAAAAACAUGCAUCCCUCAUUUAUUAUCUCUGCUAAACUACACCAUCGGGUCUUUAUUUGAAAUCAUCCAAACUAGAUUUGACAUGACUCAUGUUGCUGCAGAGGCACGCGUCUUCCUCUCUUUAUAUUUUAUCAUCAUCCCGUCAGUUGCCAACCCAGUGCUGUAUGGACUAGGUACUCAAAUAGUGAGAGUUUAUAUACUCAGACUGUUUAUUAGACAAAAGAUCCUGCCUGCAAAGUUAAAAGAGGCUCUGGUUAGAGCUUGA